GAAGCUCGGAGUGUCGUCGUGAUCUUCUUAACAGCUCGGUUGCGAUCGCUCUGUAGGGAGCUUGCACAGUCACAGACGUGAAUUCCCUGGGGUCUGAUAGCUGUAGUGGGCGGGGAUUCGGACAUAGAGCUGGUUGGAACGGGACAACAGAAUUGCGAAAUACCAUGGAUGUGUCCGCGGAUUCAGUGGAUAGGGCGCCAAUCACUACUUCUGCGGUGUUGAUGUCCUCGUCGAAGCACAUCGCAUCCAAGUGCGGAGCGGAGAACAGAGCCUUUCUGGAUUGCAAGAAGAAUGAUCCUAAUCCGGAGAAGUGUUUGCAGAAGGGUCAGAACGUGACCCAAUGCGUCAUCUCUCUGUUGAGGGAGCUUAACACUAAGUGUCCAAAGGCCAUGGAGUCUUAUACGAAGUGCAUGGACUACUAUAGCAACGAGUUUGAACUUUGCCGGAAGGAGCAACGGGAAUUUGAAGCGAGCUGCCCUCCAUAGGUCAUCCAGUGUAUUUCUAGGGUGUUGACGGAUCCUUCCGUUUUUGACUGGUUCUUUAGAGGAAAUUCCUUUUGUUGAUUCGUUGGGUUGAUUCGUUGGUGCACUAGGCUCUGAAGCAGUAUGAAUUCACCACGCUCGUCAAACCAAGAAAUUCAGUAAGCCCUCUGUCAUUGGGCUUUUGUUUUUAUCAAGUUUGGGAGGUCCUCUUCUCUUUCUACCCUAGUUGACGUCUACUCUUGUCAGUGACUUUCCAGUUUAUAAAAGAAUGAAUUACUCACAGA
Molecule: messenger RNA, 766 nt
Organism: Physcomitrium patens
Lineage: Eukaryota; Viridiplantae; Streptophyta; Bryopsida; Funariales; Funariaceae
Product: NADH dehydrogenase [ubiquinone] 1 alpha subcomplex subunit 8-A
Biological process (GO): mitochondrial electron transport, NADH to ubiquinone
Cellular component (GO): respiratory chain complex I
Source: RefSeq, a predicted model, not a curated record